Molecule: messenger RNA, 2261 nt
Organism: Apodemus sylvaticus (European woodmouse)
Lineage: Eukaryota; Metazoa; Chordata; Mammalia; Rodentia; Muridae
Gene: Tle6
Product: TLE family member 6, subcortical maternal complex member
Exons: 14
Coding region: 137-1723 (528 amino acids)
Biological process (GO): negative regulation of canonical Wnt signaling pathway; regulation of DNA-templated transcription
Cellular component (GO): nucleus; transcription regulator complex
Molecular function (GO): transcription corepressor activity; protein binding
Source: RefSeq, a predicted model, not a curated record
GAGGGGUCAAAUGGCCCGGGGCCCAGCAGGAGGGGCUUCCUGCUGGCCUGAACCUGGCUGACCUCUGAAGCUUCCUCUGGACUCCUCCGGGCCUCCCCAACCUCAGUGGAGCCUUCCAACUUCUCCAGUCUCCAUCAUGUACCAGGUGCUGAAGGAACAAAACAGCAUCCUCUCUAAAAUGGCGACCCACCUAGACAACAUCUCCAGCCUGGCGGAAAACUUCUUCUUGAAGAUCGAGCUCUUCAGCAGGGUCCCAGGCACUCUGGAGAGGAAUAGGACUGCCCAGAACUCAGCAAAGAAAGAAGACAAGCAGGUUCCAGAGACUGCAGUCCUCCAGGACCCCAAGUUCAAAGCCACCCCAGGGCCUCAGCUGUCCACCAGACGUCGGUUCCUUUCAGAGGCUGAUGAGCCCCAGACUCCACAACCUGUUUGGGACAAGGAGCCCCACCUAUGGCAAGGCUCCGUGACCCAGGAACUCUGGAAACUUUUCAUGGACAGCCGCCAAAAGAACCAACAGGGACAUGGGGGCGAGGAUUUCUCACAGGAAAGCAAAGACUCAAACCUAUGUGACAUUAAGCCAGAACCUAAGGCCAGGCACAGAAGCAGCUUGAGUGACUCUGCUGACCCCACCCUCAUCAAGUCUCCCUCAGACCUGCUAGUCGAUUACCAAGAAGACAUCAGUCAGCCCCAAUUUGAGACCCAAGAAUCUUCUGGAAGAGCUGAUAAAUUUCUGAAGCCCUUGUCCUGGGACUCUGAAGUCUCCGAGAGCAGCUGGAAGAGGCCUGGUACAUCACUUUGGCAAUCAGAGGGCUUCAUUGUCCCCCGUGAGCUGCAGAAGGUGCGAGUACUAAAACACCAGGAGCUGCUAUUGGCAGUAGCUGUGAGCUCCAUCACGCGGCACAUCUUCACCUGCAGCCAGAGUGGCAUCAAGGUGUGGAACCUCAUGAGCCAGGUGGUCGAGGACAGACACCCUGAAAGCCACUUGCAAUGCAGCAUCCAGGCCAGUGGGGCAUCCCUGCGCACCUGCCUGCUGUCCUCCAACAGCAGGACCCUGUUCGCGGGUGGAUACAACUUACCCGGCGUGGUGGUGUGGGACCUGGCAGUCCCGUCCCUGUAUGAGAAGUGCCAGCUGCCCUGCAAGGGCCAGUCCUGCCAGGUGCUGGCCAGCACAGAGGAGAACAUGAUCUUAGCCGGCUUCGCAGACGGCACGGUCAGGAUGUGGGACCUACGGACUCAGGGGAUAGUCAGGGACCUCAAAGGCCCUACCAGUGCAGCCAAGAGCCUUGUGGUCAAAGAUGACAAUGUCUGGACAGGGGGUCUGGAUGCCUGUCUGCGAUGCUGGGACCUGCGGGCGGCCAAGGUGUUGCUGGAGCACCCAUUCCAGUCCCAGAUUAUGAGCCUGUCUCACAGUCCAACUGAAGACUGGCUGCUGCUGGGCCUGGCUGAUGGCCAGCAUUACCUGUUCAGCAGCAAGAGGAGACGGGCGCUCACUGUGGGCACCAAGGGCAGGACCAUCUUAGGCCUCAAGUUCUCCCCAAACGGCCAGUGGUGGGCGAGCGUAGGUAUGGACAACCUCGUCACUCUCCACAGCAUGCCCACAGGAGCAAAACUGUUUCAGGUCCCUGAGGCUGCCACCGUCAGAUGCUUGGACAUGACUGAGAACGGCAGGCUCAUUGUCACAGGAUCUGGGAGCUGUGCCUCGGUGUACCACAUCAAGUCCUGACUGCUUCAGCACCUCUCUCCUAACUGCACAGUGGUGAAUGGGAAUGGGUGUGAGCAGUCUGCAGUGCUUCUGGAGAGUUCCAGGGGUGUGCAGACCUCAAGUCACAUGUAAUAAAGCAACUGAGAAGGCAGAGAUUGUCCUUUACCCAGGUUUUGGAAAGGACUUUGUAGCUCUGAGCCCUCCAACUUCUUAGUGCUUACCUUUGGUCCCAGCACUCAGGAGACAGAGGCAGGAGGAUUUCUGAGUUCUAGGCCAGCCUGGUUUACACUGAGAAACCAGCCCCCACCCUGUUUUUGUUUUAAAGAGAGCUAGGAAGAUAGUUCAGUUGGUAAAGCGCUUGCCAGGCAGGCAUAAGGAGUGAGUUUGAAUCCCCAAUCCAGCUCUGUAGGUAGAGACAGAAGGAUCCCUGGGGCUUGUUGACCCAUCUGCCAGGACGCAGCACUAAGGUCCACACUCUGAAAAUUGGGGUAAAGAGAAAUGAAAGCUGGGCCCCUCACCUGUACGUUUGACACACACACAGAAAGCAAGCAAAUUGAUA